CCGCUUCCAGAGCAGAAGUUGCUGGGCUGCUCGGGGGAUGACGAGCAUCUUUUCCUCCGUGGUGUCCAGCAGCAUCAGUGCGCGCAACUGCCGUAUCCGCCGUUACUCGCAGAGCAACGGGGAUUUGUUUACAAAGACGAUCAGCAGUGUCUCUCGGUCCUCGGACGACGAGGGUCCCCCUCCUUGUUUCAAAACACGAAUAUUGGUAACCGCGUUUUUCAUGAUGAGGACGCGAUUUUUCCUUCAGGACCUGACACUUUUUCCCCACUGGGUGGGAGCAACAUCAUGAUGUGUAUGGGCGGACAGCGCGAUGUCGUCCACAACACCGAUUUCUAUCCGAAACCGCUGCCGGAUUACAUCAGCGCGGACCUGCUGGACCUGUUGUCUGAAGAUGCGGACUACGACUACCUCUUUGAAGGCCCGAACGGCGGGGCCGCUGUUCCGGAGGAAGUAGAUGGGAUCCCGGCCGCUGCGCUGCCCAUGGAGCAUUACCACGGGAACAACCUGUUGAACGAAAAUUUUCAGGAAAAGCACUUUCAUCACACUAGAACAAAUAGCUGCUCCUACUACCCGGCCCGCCUGCAGAUGAGCAUGGCCAGCAACCGCCCAAUGUCGAGUCCGAAAAGUAGAUCUGCUCGUCCCAAUUUCGUGUAUUCUCUUCCACCGUCUCAGCACCCGCAGCGACAGCUGCGUGCGUCCACGGGUAAGUCUUGGCGUGAGGACUCAUUGAUAGAGGACAACAAGCAGGAGAUUAAUCUCCACUGGAGCUACCGAGAGGACGUGUUUGAUGAGCAGGCAGUUGAAAAACCACCUCAGCGCUGCACCAGUAACGAAAACUGUGCGCUUUAUUUGCACGACACGGACAGCAUGGAGGACCAACACAUACUCACCAAAUUACAGUCCCCGACGGUCCGCGUUACCGAACAACGGUUCCACUUCCGGAAAGAGGAACUACAAGAAGAACUACCGCGAAGCGAUGUCGAAAUACAUCAGCAGGGUCGCGGUCGUGGUGCUGGUGGUGCUUUAUUCAGUGUCGCCCCCGCACACGCACUAACUCCAGGUCCCGCUGCGUUCAGUUAUCUUCACCAAAACUGCAGCACUAUUGCAGGCGCUCCUUCGGGAGGUGAUGAACCGAACUGGAUCACUGCCUUCGGCGCUCGUGGCGCAUUCGUUGAUGGUACCAUCGGUAGAAGCGGCGUUUCAUCGAUCGGUGCCGACACGACGUCACGGUUUCAUCUUCAUGGCCUGCGCGGCACGAUAGUACCGAAAGAACCGCUCACGGGCAAUUUUUCCACGCCGCGAUCGGGUGUUGGCAAAAGCGCUGCGAGGCGAUUGCGAGUUCGUGAGCUGGAACCGAAUCCGAAGUGGCAUGAGGAAGGCUUGUGUAGUUGAAGGUUUUCAUGAUUCCACAAGAGAGUGAAAAUAUAGAGGAAUGAAUGUACGUUUACGUAGGCCGCAAAUUUAUCGAGUUUCAAAAUCACUCAGUAGUUCCAUAAGUGUUAGUGUUUUCCCAAGGCGCGCACAAAUGCAAGUAGUUGUGUUUCAAUUUUCUCCACUCAGUUCUAAAUCAAAAUGAAAGUUUGUUUCAGGAGUAGUUCCUAUGUAGAGCUGUGCUGCUGUACAUGCGAGGAAAAAGUAAAAGUGCAUAUAGUCUUUUGUACAUAUCGUCGAUCGGUGGAAUCGGAAAGCAAGGGUGUUGGGUUUCUCAUGACUGGAUGAAUCUGUGAACUCACGGCUGACUGCCAUAUGUACAAUCUUGUUCUGACAAGUGGUUGCGGUAAGUAGUGAAAAAAUAGUUGAGAAACCGAAAACGCAACGCCGUAUUGAAC
Amoebophrya sp. A120 is the source of this 1829-nucleotide messenger RNA. The record is from the annotation of a GenBank genome assembly. NCBI's taxonomy places the organism in Eukaryota, Dinophyceae, Syndiniales, Amoebophryaceae.